Molecule: messenger RNA, 2300 nt
Organism: Dermacentor silvarum
Lineage: Eukaryota; Metazoa; Arthropoda; Arachnida; Ixodida; Ixodidae
Product: ATP-dependent RNA helicase DDX24
Exons: 1
Coding region: 196-2265 (689 amino acids)
Cellular component (GO): nucleolus
Molecular function (GO): ATP binding; RNA helicase activity; nucleic acid binding
Source: RefSeq, a predicted model, not a curated record
CCGUCAUAGGCUGCACGUGGUGGUGCGAAAAGUUGUCAUUGAUGGCCGUCUACGAGAUCGUGGUCAAUUUUCUUUGCUGUUGACAGUUGAAAACCCAGCGGUUACUUGUGCGGCUUUUUCAUCGAGGUGUCUGAGUGGUUAUGCGACUGUCGAGAAGAUUCUGAGGAACCACUUGCGUGCUGUGCUAUUUUAGCAAUGCCGAAAAGGUCUGUUGUCAUCCGAUCCAAAACACGAUGGAAGCCUGUUGAAAUAGAGCCUUCAACCGUUCAAAACCUAGAAUGGGAGGGCUUCUCGGGCCUCGAAGAGCUGACAAGCUAUGACAUUGUGCGUCAGGAGGAGUCUUUAAAGCGAUCUACCGAUACUCCCGACAGGCCUGCUAAGAAAAAGAAGCGAAAGCGAAAACGCGAUGGUAAGCCGGCGGGAACCAGCAGCGGCUCUGUGCACAAAAACGCGGAACCUUCAACAGUAGCCCGUGAUGAUGCAGGGAGUGACGAUGAAGGUGCAGCGUGUCUGCGUGAAAAAAAGCUCAAGUGCGAGGGCCCGGACAUGUCUUCAUGGCUCAACUGCCAUGUUCCAGAACCGGUGUUGCGAGCGUUGGCCGAAUUGAAUUUCACCGAGCCCACUGAAAUACAGGCACAAACUUUGCCAGCCGCCAUUCGUGAUCACUUGGACAUCAUGGGCGCAGCAGAGACCGGCAGCGGCAAAACACUCGCUUUCGGCAUACCUCUCCUGCACCACAUCAUGGAACGGAAAGCACGGCUGUCCACAGAGGGCGAUUUGAAGGCCAUGCCUCUCCAAGCUCUGGUCUUAACGCCUACGAGAGAGCUCGCCAUUCAGGUGACGCGGCACAUUCAAGAUGUGGCGAAAUACACAAACGUGCGCGUCAUGAACGUCGUCGGAGGUCUUUCGGCGGAGAAGCAGCUGAGACUUCUUAAGCGCAAGCCCGAGAUCGUAGUAGCUACGCCUGGCCGCCUCUGGGAGCUUGUCGACCAGGGAGCGCCCCACGUGUCCGACGUGAGCAAAAUCCGCUACCUAGUCAUUGACGAGGCUGAUCGCAUGGUUGAGAAGGGUCAUUUCGAAGACCUUACACGGUUGUUGGAAAUUAUGAAUGCACCUUCCGAAGAUGAAGAAAAACGCCGCCGCCAAAACUUUGUCUUCUCGGCGACCCUGACCAUGGUCCACGAAUUACCGAGGCGCAUGAAGAACAAGCCCAAAAAGCACAAGCUGUCUGAGAAAGAAAAAGUUGAAGAGCUGAUGCACACCAUCGGUAUAAGUUCAAAACCAAAAGUGGUUGACUUGACCCGGAAACUUGGAACUGCCGAGUCACUGUGUGAAUCGCGGAUUGUGUGUCCCUCAGUCGAGGACAAAGACAGUCGGCUGUACUAUUUCCUCUUGGCACAUCCAGGGAGGACGUUGGUGUUUUGUAACAGCAUCGACAGUGUACGCCGUUUAGUAUCUGUGCUGGACUUGCUGCAGCGUUCUCCACUUCCACUGCACGCCUCCAUGCAGCAGAGGCAACGGCUCAAAAACCUUGACCGCUUCAAGAGCAAUCCAUCUGGUCUUCUUCUUGCCACAGACGUGGCAGCGAGAGGCCUUGACAUUCAGGGCAUCCAACAUGUCAUUCACUUUCAAGUGCCGCGAACAGCAGAAGUCUAUGUUCACCGUAGUGGCCGUACUGCACGGGCCAAAAGUGGUGGACUAAGUGUGAUGCUCAUGGAACCACGAGAGUUGCAUUUGUACCGCAAGAUUUGCAAAACAUUAAACAGGGAUGAAGAUCUUCCUGACUUCCCUAUUGAUCUGAGCAUGCUGAAGGCAGUGCAGAAUCGUGUUGAGCUGGCAAGAAAGCUUGAAGCCGAAAGUCAUAGAGUUCGCCGGAGCAACUAUGAGGACAACUGGCUGCAACGUGCUGCCAAGGAGAUGGAGAUCGACCUUGACAAAAAAAUGCUUUCAAACACCGAUGAAAGAAAGAAGGCGGACACAAAACGCAAGCUUAAAGCAAUGCAGUUUCAACUUUCUGAAAUGCUGAAGAAGCCUCUGUUUCCUUCUGGUUUCUCUGGGAAGUACUUGACAAAGCAAGGGACUCUGGAAGUGCCCAAGUUGCGCAUGGACGAGGCAGCACUGGAGGCUAUAGAAGCAUGGAAGAACAAGAAAAAUGCCGUGGCUGCACCAGCAGAAGGUGCAUCCAAGAUUAAGCAGAAAAAGAAGACCAGAAAAUUUCCCUUGUGGAAGCAGAAAGCAAUUGGUAAUAAACAAAGUAACCAAUAAAGUGCAGAGGGCUUAGUUAUGAAGGCCAGUGUGGA